AUGCCUCAGUUUCCCUCAGAGUCCGGAAGCCCCCGCGCCGCGCUGCUUCUGCUGCUCCUGCGGCCGGUCAAGCGGCUGCGGCGGCGCUUCCGGCUGCUGCUGGCGAUCGCCGUGGUGUCGGUGGGGCUCUGGACUCUUUAUCUGGUGGCGUCGGCCCAGGUCGGCGGGAACCCCCUGAACCGGAGGUAUGGCAGCUGGAGAGAACUGGCCAAGGCUCUGGCCAGCAGAAACAUUCCAGCUGUGGAUCCAAAUCUCCAGUUCUACCAUCCCCAGAGGCUGGGCCUCCAGUUCCGGGGCCGUGCCAACCUGCAUGUGUUUGAAGACUGGUGUGGCAGUUCCAUCCAGCAGCUCAGGAGGAACCUCCACUUCCCACUGUACCCCCAUAUCCGCACAACCCUGAGGAAGCUGGCCGUGUCCCCCAAAUGGACCAACUACGGCCUCCGCAUCUUUGGCUACCUGCACCCCUUCACCGAUGGGACAAUCCAGUUCGCCAUUGCUGCAGACGACAACGCAGAAUUCUGGCUGAGCCGUGACGACCAGGUCUCAGGCCUUCAGCUGCUGGCCAGUGUGGGCAAGACUGGAAAAGAGUGGACUGCCCCUGGAGAGUUUGGGAAAUUUCGGAGUCAAAUUUCCAAGCCAGUGAGCCUGUCAGCCUCCCGCAGGUACUACUUUGAGGUGCUGCACAAGCAGAAUGACGAGGGCACUGAUCACGUGGAAGUCGUGUGGCGACGGAACGACCCUGGAGCCAAGUUCACCGUCAUUGACUCCCCUUCCCUGUCCCUCUUCACAAAUGAGACAAUCCUAAGGAUGGAUGAGGUGGGCCACAUCCCACAGACGGCAGCCAGCCAUGCAGGCUCCCUGCACUCUCUUCCCAGAGACGAGGAGCCCCCUGUUGACAUGCUUCAGCCUGACCCUAGGGACACCCUCUAUCAAGUGCCUCUGAUCCCCAAGUCUCAUCUCCGCCACGUCCUGCCUGAUUGUCCCUACAAACCCAGCUACUUGGUGGAUGGGCUCCCCCUGCAGCGCUACCAGGGCCUCCGGUUUGUUCAUCUGUCCUUCGUUUACCCCAAUGACUACACCCGCCUGAGUCACAUGGAAACCCAUAACAAAUGCUUCUAUCAAGAAAGCGCAUUCUACCAGGACAGGCUCAGCUUUCAGGAGUACAUCAAGAUCGACCAGCCUGAGAAACAGGGGCCGGAGCAGCCAGGAUUUGAGGAAGGCCUCCUGGAAGAGUCCCAGUAUGGAGAGGCAGCAGAGGAGCCCCCUGCCUCCACUGACCAGAAUGGCAGGAUGCCAGAGAGAAAACAAGUGCCUACCUCUACCCCCGGGCAGGGUGUUACUGACUACCGCCUCCGAAGCCUGCGGGAACUCCUGGCUCCUCCCCACAAGGGGCUGCUGGUCCCCUUUUCCAAGCAGAACUCUACAGCUCCCUUCCCUCCGAGAACCAGCAACAUCCCAGCCCAGCCAUCAGAGAAGAGGCAGAGGAAACCCAGCCCUGAACCCAGCCAAGAUCCACCUCAUUCUGACAAGUGGGCCCCUGGGCACCUGGCUGUGAACUUGCCUCAAGUUAAGAGGCCCAAGCCCACUGGUGACAGUCCCAGGAAGACUCUAGGGCAGUCCCAGUGGCUGAAUCAAGUUGAAUCCUACAUUGCAGAGCAGAGGAGGGGUGACAGGAUGGAGCCUCUGGGCCCGAGGAGGGGUUGGCACGGGGAGGAGGAGGUGGUCGCAGCUGCAGGCCAGGAAAGACAAGUGGAGGGGGAGGAGGAGGGAGAGGAAGAGGAAGAGGAAGAGGAUAUGAGCGAGGUGUUCGACUAUGUGCCCAUGUUUGACCCAGUGGUAAACUGGGACCAGACCUUCAGUGCCCGGAACCUGGACUUCCAAGCCCUGCGGACUGACUGGAUUGAUCUGAACUGUAACACAUCUGGCAACCUGAUGCUUCCAGAGCAGGAGGCUCUCGAGGUCACACGAGUCUUCUUGAAGAAGCUCAACCAGAGGAGCCGGGGGAGAUACCAGCUACGACGCAUUGUGAAUGUGGAGAAGCGUCAGGACCAGCUGCGUGGGGGUCGCUACCUCCUGGAGCUUGAGCUGCUGGAGCAAGGCCAACGGCUGGUGCGCCUCUCUGAGUAUGUGUCUGCGCGAGGCUGGCAGGGCAUCGAUCCAGCUGGUGGGGAAGAGGCUGAGGCCCGGAAUCUGCAGGGCCUUGUUUGGGGUCCACACAACCGCCGGAGACGUGUCCUGAAUGUCCAAGCCCCAGAGCCCAAGCUGUGCUGGCCCCAGGGCUUCUCCUGGAAUCACCGAGCUGUGGUCCACUUCAUCGUGCCUGUGAAGAACCAGGCGCGCUGGGUGCAGCAGUUCAUCAGAGACAUGGAAAAGCUGUUCCAGGUCACUGGCGACCCACACUUCAACAUCAUCGUCACUGACUAUAGCAGUGAGGACAUGGAUGUCGAGAUGGCCCUAAAAAGGUCCAAGCUGCGGAGCUACCAGUACAUGAAACUGAGUGGAAACUUUGAGCGCUCAGCUGGACUUCAGGCUGGCAUAGACCUGGUGAAGGACCCACACAGCAUCGUCUUCCUCUGCGACCUCCACAUUCACUUCCCAGCUGGAGUCAUCGAUGCCAUCCGGAAACACUGUGUGGAGGGCAAGAUGGCCUUUGCCCCCAUGGUGAUGAGGCUGCACUGUGGGGCCACCCCCCAGUGGCCUGAAGGCUACUGGGAGGUAAAUGGAUUCGGACUGCUUGGCAUCUACAAGUCAGACCUGGACAGGGUUGGGGGCAUGAACACUAAGGAGUUCCGAGACCACUGGGGCGGGGAAGACUGGGAGCUGCUGGACAGGAUCCUCCAAGCGGGCCUAGAAGUGGAACGUCUCUCUCUCAGGAAUUUCUUCCAUCACUUCCAUUCCAAGCGAGGCAUGUGGAACCGCCGCCAGAUGAAGAUGCCAUAA
Molecule: messenger RNA, 2940 nt
Organism: Pteropus alecto (black flying fox)
Lineage: Eukaryota; Metazoa; Chordata; Mammalia; Chiroptera; Pteropodidae
Gene: B4GALNT3
Product: beta-1,4-N-acetyl-galactosaminyltransferase 3
Exons: 20
Coding region: 1-2940 (979 amino acids)
Cellular component (GO): Golgi cisterna membrane
Molecular function (GO): acetylgalactosaminyltransferase activity
Source: RefSeq, a predicted model, not a curated record